AUGGCCUCCAACACCAACACCAACAACCCGUCCAAGGUGCCUGCCGAGCAACUCGCUCUCGCGCGGGAAUCAUGCCGGCCCAAUCUGGUCAAGCAGCUCAUGAACGAGAACAAGCUGGCUCACUCGUUUGGCAUCAGAAUCGCUUUCAGCACUGAGAUGCCCCUUGUCGCGAAGAGGGCUGGGUACAGCGCCAUCCUGAUGAACCUGGAGCACAUGGCCAUGAGCAUCGAGACGAUGAAGGACGUGGCAGUAUCAGCUCUCAAUGUCGGCAUUACGCCGAUGGUCGUCGUUCCUACGUGUGCACCAGAAUGGAUCUCGCGAUGCCUGGAUUCGGGGGCAAUGGCGGUGAUCGUGCCCCAUGUGAACAACGUUGAACAAGCAAAGAUGUGUGUGAAUGCAUCGAAGUUCCCUCCCCUCGGCCACCGAUCCGUCACAAUGGUGACAGCGCUCACGCAAUACACGAUAUCCCUCUCGUACGCGGCUAUCGGUGAAGUCGUGAACGAUGAGGUGAUGAUCAUGCCCAUGAUAGAGACGCAAGAAGGCGUGGAUAAUGUUGAGGCAAUCGCUGCUGUUCCGGGUAUUGACGCCCUGUUGGUCGGCUGUGCAGAUCUAUGUAUGGAACUGGGGAUUCCAGGGCAAUACGACUCUGAGCUUUUCCAAUCUACCGUUGCUCGCAUCGCUGGCGCCGCCGAGAAAGCCAGCAAAGACGGACGUAAAGUCUUUGUGGGUUUGGGCGGACUUGAACCGAGACCGGAUUUGCUGGAAGAGCUCGCAAAGCGCCAUCCGUCUAUUCGCUUCGCCAUGGCAGGCCGAGAUCUAGCUCUGCUGCUGGCUGGGAUGUCCAAGCAAGCCGCAGCUAUGAACGACAUAUCAAAGAGGCUUCAGGAGGGACUUGAAACCACCAGCUCAAGAUGA
Messenger RNA from Anthostomella pinea, 915 nucleotides. NCBI's taxonomy places the organism in Eukaryota, Fungi, Ascomycota, Sordariomycetes, Xylariales, Xylariaceae. The record is from the annotation of a GenBank genome assembly.